AUGCUGCCAACCGGGGAACCUACUUCUGGAUCCGUGCCCUUGCGCCAGGGCCACUUUCUCCUGGAGCCGGAGCCUCCGCCGGCGGCGGUACCUGCUGCCAACGCGAACACCUCUAAUACAGGUGACACUAGAUUUGAUGCAUCACAGUAUGCUUUUUUUGGCAACAAUGUGCUGGAGGACAUUGAACUAGGUGGAUUCGAAGAUGAUAACGACAGUAAUGCUGCUUUCACUGGACUCGAUGAUUUAGAGCGCCCACUUUCUUCUCAAGAGAUUGCACUAGAGGCUGAAGAUAGUUCAUUCUCAGAUCUUGCAAAUACAUUCUCAAAGCUAAGAAGAGAUGUUAACCUACCAAAGCAUAUUGGGGUAAAUAACCUUGGGACUUCUUUUUCAAGAGAAAGUUCUGCUGCUGCUGACUGGGCUCCAGAAUUUGAAUCCCCACUCUGGCCUGAUCAGUACGUGCAAGGUGCUAAGCAAGGACUAAAUGGCAAUGGCUGGUGGCCUCCACAGCACCGUUCUUCUCUCCUUGCUGAUUCCAGAUUGCACAGAACAUCCUCAUCCCCUCAGCAACAGGAACAACACAAUCAUAAUGAACCUGUUCUUGGACCAAGGCCAUCUCCUUUGCACCGUACAUCCUCAUACCCGCAAAAGGAGCCUCAGUACAAUCCUGCUGAAGUCAUUCCUGCUCCAAAUGCACCAUACAUGUCAAACCAUCUACCUGGUGGUCCACCCAAUUCAGUGCCUCGACAACCACAUCAGAUGAACUUGCCAUCUUUCAAUGAAUUUCAGAUGCAUAUGUCUGCACAAAGUGAUGCCCCAUUCUCCCAGUUUCCUCGUGGAGGGACACCUCCAGAGUCAUUGUUUGGUGGAAACCGGGGCCAUAUGAUUUCAACAGGCUUCUCAACUAACAGCAGUGGACAACAAGGUCAUCUGCUGAAUAAUGGGCAGUUUCAUGGGGAAACUGCCAGCGAUAUGCCAAAUUUGCUGCCAAACCAUCUACAACGUCCGAAUACAUUCAUGCCCCAUCAAAUGCUAACAAUACGCCAACAGCAUGGCAUGCUCCCAAUUCAGCAAUCUUCACAGCAGUCAUCAAGAACACAGGCACACAUGUUUGGCCCCCAGCAUCCACCACAAAUGAUGAAUAGGUUUGAUAAUUUUGGGAUGCCUGAGUUCAGUGAUCCAAGAACAAGAUCAUCAAUGCACCAUGGAAGGCAAAGCCACCAUUUUCCUCUCCAAGGCUCUGAGUUUGGUAUUAUGAAGAUGGGUAAUGGAAGGUCAAGGUUUAGAUCCAAGUAUAUGUCCACUGAAGAACUUGAAAACAUUUUAAGAAUACAGCAUGCCGCCACUCACAUAAAUGAUCCAUACAUCGAUGAUUAUUACCAUCAAGCUUGUUUGGCCAGCAGAUAUGUGGAUGGAAGGUCGAAGCAUCGCUUCUACCCAACCUUGAUUCGGGAUCCAUCAUCAUGUGCACGGAGCAAGGAUGAGCCACAUGCAUACCUUAAGGAACCUCUGCUAGCUGCUAGGAUCACGAUUGAGGAUGGACUCAACCUACUACUUGAUAUAGAUGAUAUUGAUCGCUUGCUUCAAUUUAGCCAGCAGCAAGAUGGUGGUUUACAACUUAAAAACAGAAGGCAAUCUCUCCUUGGUCAGCUGGCAGAAUCACUGCAGUUGGUUGAUCCACUAGGUCCAAAUAAAAACACACAUUUGUCUGCAAAUGAUGAUUUGGUAUUUCUUCGCAUUGUUUCUCUACCCAAGGGCCGGAAACUACUUUCACGCUAUAUCAACCUCAUGGUACCUGGUAGCGAUCUUGCAAGGAUAGUUUGCAUGGCAGUAUUCCGGCAUCUGAGGUUUGUGUUUGGAAAUUUGCCAUCUGAUGAUGGUUCAGCUGAGACAGUAACUAAACUAGCUAGUGCUGUAGCUGCAUGCAUUCGUGGGAUGGACUUAAGUGGGCUCAGUGCUUGUCUUGCAGCAAUUGUGUGCUCGUCUGAGCAUCCACCUCUUCGACCCCUUGGAUAUGCUGCUGGUGAUGGUGCCACUGUCAUCAUAAAGUCUGUCCUGGAUAGAGCAACAGAGCUUCUCACUGAGCCGCCUGCUGCACCAGACUGUAGCGCUCCAAACCGAGCCCUAUGGCAAGCAUCGUUUAAUGCUUUCUUUGGGCUGCUUACUAAGUAUUGCGUGAGUAAAUUUGACAGCAUGGUUCAUAAUAUGCACAAGCACCCUGCUGCUGCAACAGCGAUACGCAAGGAACUUCCAGUUGAGCUUCUGCGUGCCAGUCUUCCUCACACAGAUGAGCAACAGCGCAGACUAUUGCUUGAGUUCGCCCAGCGGACUGUGCCUGUCGCUGGCCAUAGUUCUGACGGGUGA
Messenger RNA from Miscanthus lutarioriparius, 2361 nucleotides. NCBI's taxonomy places the organism in Eukaryota, Viridiplantae, Streptophyta, Magnoliopsida, Poales, Poaceae. The record is from the annotation of a GenBank genome assembly.